This is a messenger RNA of Tinamus guttatus (white-throated tinamou), 927 nucleotides long. Its product is annotated as carnosine N-methyltransferase 2. The record is from RefSeq and is a predicted model, not a curated record. Lineage: Eukaryota; Metazoa; Chordata; Aves; Tinamiformes; Tinamidae. Gene Ontology annotation, molecular function: N-methyltransferase activity.
AUGAACUUUGAGGCAGAGAUUCUGACAACGCCACGUGAUGAUUCAGAGCUGCACGUGGUGCCUCCCAUGAGAAGUCUCACAUCUGAGGAGUACGUGGAGGCCUUCAAGAUAUUUCUGGAGCACUCUACGGAGCACCAGUGCAUGGAGGCGUUCAACGAGCAGGCAAUGCCCCACAUCAUGGCUGGGCUGGGCAAUGGGAAAUCCACCCUGAACGUCCUGGGAGUUGGCAGUGGCACAGGUGAGCAGGACUUGAAGAUGAUCAGGAUCCUGCAGGCUGAACACCCAGGCGUCUUCAUUAACACAGAGAUCAUAGAGCCCAACCCACAGCACGUGGCAGCAUACAAAGAGUUGGUUAAUCAAGCUCCCGAUCUCCAGAAGGUCUCUUUUGUCUGGCACCAGCUCACUUCCUCCGAGUAUGAACAACAGGUGACAGAGAAGAGCACACAGAAAAAGUUUGACUUCAUCCAUAUGAUUCAGAUGCUGUACCGUGUUGAAGACAUUCCUAACACGAUCAAGUUUUUCCACAGCUGCCUAGACCAUCAUGGUAAACUCCUGAUCAUAAUUUUGUCAGAGAGUAGUGGAUGGGCCACCCUAUGGAAGAAGUACAGCCACUGCUUGCCUUUAACUGACAGCGGCCACUACGUCACAUCCAGUGACAUCGAGGAUAUUUUGAAGAGAAUCGGGGUUGAAUACCAAGUUUACGAGUUCCCGUCUGACUGGGACAUCACGGAGUGCUUUAUCGAGGGGGAUCCAGUUGGAGGCCACAUGAUAGAUUUCCUAACAGGGACGAAAAACUUCCUGGGCACUGCACCCGUGGACCUCAAGCAGCGUCUCCAAGAGGCUCUCUGCCAGCCCGAAUGCAGCAGCAGGAAGGAUGGGAGGAUCAUCCUCAACAACAACCUCAGUAUGAUCGUAGUUGAAUCCUAA